Molecule: messenger RNA, 3061 nt
Organism: Gasterosteus aculeatus aculeatus (three-spined stickleback)
Lineage: Eukaryota; Metazoa; Chordata; Actinopteri; Perciformes; Gasterosteidae
Gene: mmp15b
Product: matrix metallopeptidase 15b
Biological process (GO): proteolysis; collagen catabolic process; extracellular matrix organization
Cellular component (GO): extracellular matrix
Molecular function (GO): metalloendopeptidase activity; zinc ion binding
Source: RefSeq, a predicted model, not a curated record
AAAGGGUGCUGAAACACCGCGAGCAGCUGAGCCGCAGUUCGCCCUGCUUCGGUGGGGAGGCAACGCACUCACACGGAGCCACUGCACCGGGACAUGACUGGUGGCAACUAGAGCUAAGUAUCGGCUUCCCGCGGAGAAACGGAAAACACCUGAAAUAUACAACGUUUGUAUACAUAUCUAUUUUUUACCAGAGAGGUGUGUGCGCCCGCAGCAACGACACUGCGCGAAGCUUUAACUUUGGGCUCAUCAUUUUGUCAUAGUUCUUAGGCUGACGUUUAGCAUCUUCGACUGCACAUGAACAGGCUGCGUCUCUUAGUUUGGUGUUGUUGGUAAAUGACCCACUAGCUAGUGGGCGACUCGCUACAUUAGACUCGCACAUGAGUGAACCGGCUCUGGCGGUGGAACUGGCAUGGAGCUUUUCCCCAGGAAACUGAUGAAGACUUAUCGCGGCGCUCUCAGCACGGAGCACUUUACGGGAUUUUGUAGUACCAUCAGGGCUUCUACGGCACCAAACUACCUACACCGCGAGUAAAACUCGUCGAGGACUUCUUGCGGACCCCGGUCGACCCGCGACGGAUUCCCUCCGCGCGCGCGGACCAUGGCUCCCGCCUCGCGGAGCAGCUGCGUCUGGUUGCUGUGGAAACGGACUUUCCUCGCGCUGUGGCUGUGUGCGCUCGUGACGCGCGGAGCGGAGGACGACGCCCCCUUCAGCUCAGAGUCAUGGCUGCGGAUGUACGGUUACCUGCCCCAGGCCAGCAGACAGAUGUCCACCAUGCGAUCGGCUCAGAUCCUGUCCAACGCCAUCAGCGACAUGCAGCGCUUCUACAGCCUGGAGGUCACUGGACUCAUGGACCCAGAAACCAUCAGUGCCAUGAGGAGACCCCGCUGCGGUGUACCAGACAAAUUCGGAGGCCAGAUCAAAACCAACGUGCGGAGGAAGCGCUUUGCCCUCACGGGACACAAGUGGAACAAGAGCCACCUCACUUACAGCAUCCAGAACUACACUCCCAAGAUCGGGGAGUACAACUCGUACGAAGCCAUCCGUCGGGCGUUUAAAGUCUGGCAGAGCGUGACCCCGUUGACCUUCGACGAGAUCCCCUACCAGGAGAUCAAAUACGGCCGCCGCAAAGAGCCCGACAUUAUGAUCUUCUUUGCGUCGGGUUUCCAUGGAGACAGCUCUCCCUUUGACGGGGAGGGAGGCUUUUUGGCACACGCCUACUUCCCCGGACCGGGGAUGGGCGGGGACACUCACUUUGACUCGGAUGAACCGUGGACCAUAGGGAACGAGAACAUACAAGGCAAUGACCUCUUCCUGGUGGCCGUCCACGAGCUGGGCCACGCGCUGGGUCUGGAGCACUCCAACAACCCGCUGGCCAUCAUGGCUCCCUUUUACCAAUGGAUGGAGACGGAGAACUUCCAGCUGCCCGAGGAUGAUCUGCGGGGCAUACAGCAGAUCUAUGGCCAACUCGGCGGCGGCCCCACUCAGGCCCUGCCCACUGUGACGCCCCGUCGACCGGAGCCCAGGCCCCCUCAGACACCACCUCGGAACCCUGACCGCCCCAGGGCCACCGAAAGGCCCGAUCACUACGGACCCAACAUCUGUGAAGGGAACUUUGACACGGUCGCCAUGCUGCGAGGGGAGAUGUUCGUUUUCAAGGGCCGCUGGUUCUGGCGGGUGCGUAGGAACAGGGUUCUGGAUAACUACCCCAUGCCCAUCGGCCACUUCUGGAGGGGUCUGCCCGGGGACAUAGACGCCGCCUACGAGAGACACGACGGCAGGUUCGUCUUCUUUAAAGGAAACAGAUUCUGGCUCUUCCGGGAGGCCAACCUGGAACAGGGCUAUCCAAUGGAGCUGGUCGAUUUCGGUCGGGAUAUUCCCUACGACCGGAUAGACGCAGCCAUCUGGUGGGAGCCCUCGGGCUUCACCUACUUCUUCCAAGGAGACCGGUACUGGCGCUUCAACGAGCAGUCGCGCCACGCUGACCGAGGCUACCCGAAACCAAUCAACGUGUGGGGAUCGUCAGUGCCCUCAUCUCCCAAGGGAGCCUUCCUCAGUGAUGACGGCGCACACACCUUCUUCUAUAAGGGCUCCAAGUACUGGAAGUUUGACAACCACCGCAUGAAGAGCGAACCAGGCUACCCCAAGUCCAUCCUGAGGGACUUCAUGGGCUGCAGCGCGGACCCGGACAGAGACACGGACGCCGACGCGGGACGCAAGUAUCCGGACGUGAACCGCCCGCCCCGCAACCCGGACACGGGCGGCCGCGAUGGCGACAAGGGCAAAGGCGCCGACGGGACGGACGGCGGCGCGACGGACAAGGACGCGGGCAAAGGGUCGGAAGACGGCAAAGACGAAGACCACCGCGAGGGCCGCGAGGUGGACACAAACGAGGUGGACGUUGUGCUGAAGGUGGACGACAGCGAGGAGCGGACCAUGAACAUCCUGAUAGUGACCAUCCCGCUUGUCCUGGUGCUGUGCAUCCUGGGACUGAUCUACGCCAUCAUCAACACGCUGCAGAGCAAAGGGGCGCCGCGGCUGCUGGUGCACUGCAAGCGCUCGCUGCAGGACUGGGUCUGACCCCUUGACCUUACGGGGGGACGCUGAACUUUGGACCACAGACACCGCCCUCCAUUUAACCAAGCUCUCUUCCCACUGACCACUCUCAGUCCACGUGCUAAUAGAUCCAUUACUGUCUUACUGACACACACCUCCUCCUGUCUCCACACGGUGCUCCACAAUACGGCGACUGUAGUCUAUUUAUACGAGAGAAGUUUGCACAUUGUUUUUUCUGCGCCACCCUACUCGUCAGCCACGGCCCCAGCAGAGUCGGUAAUGUGAUGCUACCCAUGCUGUCAUCAAAAAAACACAUGCAAAGGCGAUCUGGGAAUGUGGGGAAAUUGGUAAAAGCAUUUGGAAACCCGCAAACCCCUCAUGAGAAAAAUAAAAAUAAAUACCCAAACAGACUGUAUUACUAGGUCUAGUUUGACCCAUCAUACUUGCCGUAGUUUUGCACACAUAGUGUCACUUUCGGCAUACAUUCAAAUAAAGUAGUUCAGACGG